AUGGACAGGUCUAAGAACACAAUGAAGUAUCCAUGUGCUGAUUCAGACCCAUUGCCCAUAUCAACUCCCGAUGUCCGUGAUGCUGACCAAGAUCUCCUGUCUGACAAACUCAAGCCAUGUCCCAAUCAAGAGCUGUGGGACUGGGCUCCAAACCAGACCGAGACACACCCGUCCGCCCAACAAUCCAGGAAACGGGUCACGGUGAAUAGAGGCAAAGCUAAGAAGAUGUUCGGCUGGGGAGAUUUCCAGUGCAAAGUAAAGUCCACAAGCCUCGAUCUGCUCAUCACUGGGAAGAUCGUAGAUCAUGGCAAUGGGACAUUCAGCGUUUAUUUCCGAUACAACACCACAGGAGGUGGAAAUGUGUCCGUAGGGCUGGUUCCUCCAAGCAAAGAGGUGGAAUUUGAUGCAGUGGCCCAAACCAUUCUGCACUCGGUGGAGUCGAGGAUGUUUAACUGCAGGGUGGAGCAUGAGAGGGUGGAGAGAGGUACCAAAAGCACACGCUGCUGGUAUGACCCGUCUCAUAUCUGCGACCAGGAUCAGACUCACAGUCAUGUUUCUUGGCUCUGCUCAAAACCGUUCAAAGUCAUCUGUGUCUACAUAUACUUCUAUAGCUUGGACUACAAACUGGUGCAGAAAGUCUGUCCAGACUUUAAUUACCACAGCGAGUCUCCAUACUUACCUUUUGGAUGAUAAUUUUGUCUCAUAAUAAAAGACAAAUUAGUAUGUGUUUAUUCUAAGAUAACCGGGCAGGUUUCCAUUUUGAACUGGAAUAGGAAAAGUUCACUAAUCGGACAAUCUGUCAUGAUUUACUUAUCAGCUGAUUCUGAUUCAUAGUAAUAGUCUGUAGUAAUAAUCUGUUACCUUUUGAUUGUGGUUGGCAUGAGUGUUACACAAGGGACUUCUAGUUUGGAAGA
Carassius gibelio (silver crucian carp) is the source of this 914-nucleotide messenger RNA. RefSeq names its product neurexophilin-1-like. The coding region runs from base 1 to 690 and encodes 229 amino acids. Lineage: Eukaryota; Metazoa; Chordata; Actinopteri; Cypriniformes; Cyprinidae. The record is from RefSeq and is a predicted model, not a curated record. Gene Ontology annotation, molecular function: signaling receptor binding. The transcript has a single exon.